Molecule: messenger RNA, 3060 nt
Organism: Diceros bicornis minor
Lineage: Eukaryota; Metazoa; Chordata; Mammalia; Perissodactyla; Rhinocerotidae
Gene: COL9A1
Product: collagen type IX alpha 1 chain
Exons: 32
Coding region: 196-2238 (680 amino acids)
Source: RefSeq, a predicted model, not a curated record
UCCUCCAAUCCCCAGGACCCUCUCCAGGGCCAUUCACAAACAGCAGGAACGUACGCCUCCCCUCCCGGGCACCUUUGCCACCCCUACCCGGGGGCGCUUUAGCGGGGGAGAAGGGCGCUGCGCGCGGCGGCGGGUCCGCAGGCCCAACGGGGUGGCCGCGCGGAGUCCGGCCGGGAUUCGCAGCGGGCGGGGGGCAUGGCCUGGACGGCGCGGGGCCUCGGGGCCCUGGGGCUGCGACUGCUGCUGUCCGGGCUCUGCUUGUGCGCCGCUCAAAGAGGACCCCCGGGCGAGCAGGGUCCCCCCGGGCCCCCGGGCCCCCCUGGAGUUCCGGGCAUCGACGGCAUCGACGGUGACCGAGGUCCGAAGGGUCCCCCAGGCCCCCCGGGUCCAGCUGGAGAGCCGGGGAAGCCGGGAGCUCCGGGCAAGCCGGGCACGCCGGGUGCCGACGGAUUAACAGGACCUGAUGGAUCCCCUGGCCCCGCUGGACCGAGAGGACAAAAUGGAGAACCUGGUGUGCCAGGAUCUCGUGGAUUUCCAGGCCGUGGUGUUCCUGGACCCCCUGGUCCCCCUGGGGCAGCAGGCCUCCCUGGAGAGCUCGGCCGCGUUGGGCCCUCGGGUGACCCUGGGAAAAGAGGACCACCUGGCCCCCCUGGCCCUCCGGGACCCAGCGGAACAAUUGGCUCUCAUGAUGGAGAUCCAUUGUGUCCCAAUUCCUGUCCACCAGGUCACUCAGGAUAUCCAGGCCUACCAGGCAUGAGGGGUCAUAAAGGGGCUAAAGGAGAAAUUGGAGAACCUGGAAGACAAGGUCACAAGGGUGAAGAAGGUGACCAGGGAGAACUGGGAGAAGUUGGAGCUCAAGGACCUCCAGGAGCUCAAGGACUGAGAGGCAUCACUGGCAUAGCUGGAUCCAAAGGGGAAAAAGGAGCUCGAGGCUUCGAUGGAGAGCCUGGGCCUCAAGGUCUUCCUGGCGCACCUGGUGACCGAGGACAGCGAGGGCCUCCGGGGGAAGCAGGUCCCAAGGGAGAGAGAGGGGCUCCAGGUGCUAGAGGAAUUCCUGGCCUCCCUGGGUCCAAAGGAGACACGGGCUUGCCAGGUGUGGAUGGCCGCGACGGGAUUCCUGGGAUGCCUGGAACAAAGGGUGAACCGGGGAAACCUGGGCCUCCUGGUGAUGCGGGAUUGCAGGGGUUACCUGGCGUGCCUGGGAUUCCUGGUGCAAAGGGUGUGGCCGGUGAAAAGGGUAACACAGGUGCUCCAGGGAAACCUGGCCGGUUGGGGAAUUCAGGCAAACCGGGCCAACAGGGGCCGCCAGGAGAGGUGGGGCCCCGAGGACCCCGGGGGCUUCCUGGCAGCCGAGGAGAAAUAGGACCAGUAGGACCCCCAGGCCCUCCAGGUAAACUGGGUUCUCUCGGCAGCCCUGGCCUCCCCGGCUUGCCUGGCCCCCCUGGACUCCCUGGAAUGAAAGGCGACAGGGGUGCAGUCGGUGAACCUGGUCCAAAGGGUGAACAGGGUGCCUCUGGUGAAGAAGGUGAAACAGGAGAAAGGGGUGAACUUGGAGAUAUUGGAUUACCUGGCCCAAAGGGAUCUGCGGGUAACCCUGGGGAGCCUGGCUUGAGGGGGCCUGAAGGAAGUCGGGGGCUUCCUGGAGAGGAAGGACCAAGAGGACCGCCUGGACCGAGAGGCAUGCAGGGAGAACAGGGUGCCACCGGCCUGCCAGGAAUCCAGGGCCCUCCGGGCAGAGCACCAACAGACCAGCACAUCAAGCAGGUGUGCAUGAGAGUCAUGCAAGAGCAUCUUGCUGAGAUGGCUGCUAGUCUCAAGCGUCCAGAUUCCGGGGCCUCUGGCCUCCCUGGCAGGCCUGGCCCCCCAGGUCCCCCGGGACCCCCUGGAGAGAACGGUUUCCCAGGCCAGAUGGGACCUCGUGGCCUCCCAGGCAUUAAAGGCCCCCCGGGUGCUCUAGGUUUGAAGGGGCCUAAAGGUGACUUGGGAGAAAGGGGGGAACGUGGCCCUCCAGGAAGAGGUCCCAAAGGUUUGCCCGGAGCUACAGGUCUCCCAGGUGACCCAGGUCCUGCCAGCUACGGGAGGAAUGGCCGGGAUGGUGAGCGAGGCCCUCCAGGGGUAGCAGGAAUUCCUGGUGUGCCCGGCCCCCCGGGCCCUCCUGGCCCUCCUGGGUUCUGCGAGCCGUCCUCCUGCACCAUGCAGGCUGGUCAGCGAGCAUUCAGCAAAGGGCCCAGUAAGUGAAAGACUUAGUGCUGCCCGGCUGUCUGCAUAAACCAUGCCUGGCCAGGGAGCUUGGAGGAGAAACACCACCGGAAGCUGAGGCAGAGACGACAGUGCAUCACCUUCACCAUUAUUACAGAAGUCCUACUUGACAAUCAGAUUUAGAACAAUGGUGCUAUUCGGUAAAUCCUCUUUCCUUUCCCUUCGAGGGGAGAUAGCAGAGUCAUCAGUAAAAACAAAACAAAACAACCCUCCCUUUAAAUAAAUGUAUAAUCCUGUUCCCAGGAUCUUGAACUUUGGUGUGUUAUACAUAUAAGUGAUAUAUCAUGGGCCUCUGUGCCAAUAAACAAAACAGCAGUUUGGUUUACCUCAGCUGCAGUAGUUACUUUCGUUUUUAUGUAGAUGUUGUCCUCAGACUAUUGUUCAGCGGUUAGAGGAUCAGCAGACUAGAGAUGAGGAAACCCCACUCCAGCCAAUAGAAUCGGUGCUUAAACCUCAUCCACAUGCCCUCUCAGGAAAGCAGAGGGAGUGAUUUCCCGACAUCACGUGUUGGUUUUCGUAGUCAGCCUGCAUUUUUGUUGAACUGUACUGUAUCCCAAACCUGUUAAUAUUUUGAGCUCUUCUAUGUGAAAGCAAAGAAGGAAUUUUAAUAUCCCGCCAUUCGUAAGUUUUAUUGAUGAGAUUAUUUAUUUUAAAGGUUUGAGGUAACCUCUCUGGCUGUACCAAAGAAGAAAUAAAUACGGUUUCUUAAUCUCUUGCAUGUUUUCUUAUAAAGAAUCAUGUUCAAUGAAAAGAAGUCACUGAGCUUAUUUAGAUAUAUUAAAAAAUUUUAAAUUCCUGGUA